AUGAGGUGGCACCAGAAACGAGGCCUGUCAGGCCUUCGGUUAUUGUUCACGCGCCUCCAUGCCAGCUCAGUCUGCCGCUACACACACUACUACAGCCCCAAGUACUGCCACGCCAAGGUUUACUGCCCCCUCAAGCUUUACAGCCCUGGACAGCAGCGCUUUCUCCAAGGACCAAACAGAACCACAAGCACCCACUCCAGCUCAAACGGUAUCCACAGACCAAGAAAAAGCAACACCAAUAAGAUUGACAUCUUCUGA
Knipowitschia caucasica is the source of this 258-nucleotide messenger RNA. Lineage: Eukaryota; Metazoa; Chordata; Actinopteri; Gobiiformes; Gobiidae. The record is from the annotation of a GenBank genome assembly.